AUGUCUACAAUAUCAUCAUCGCCUUUAAACCGGUCAACAAAUCAAAUAGAAGCUCUUCAGAGUAAUGGCUCUUUCCAGAAUAAUACUUCUACAUACCAAAAACAACAAUAUAUAUGUUGCUGGAAAGGAUGUGAUCAGCGAUUUAAUAACGCAAAAGAUCUUAUAAUACAUUUGAGGGAAAUACACAUAAAAAUUUUGAAUAUUGAAUCUCCAUUAUUUCAUUGCCAAUGGGGUGAUUGUAAGAGUGAUGAAUCCACAUCAACAGAAAAUUUGCUUAAUCAUGAAUCACAGAUGGACCAAGGAAUAGCAGUACAGAACAUUUCCGAAUCAGUUCAACAACAGCCAGAUUCGCAAUUAGAAUUGCAAGUAAACCAGCAUGAUCAACGAAUCGAGGAAAGCCAGAAAAUAACUUGUGCACUUCAAUUGGAUACAGUACCACCUGACAGCUCACGACAAGUCGAUUCUGUUAAGCCAAAAGAAAUAGUAAUUAUAGACGACGACGAAUCCGCCGUUGAUAAGCCCAUUCAAGUGGCUAAUUCGGUUUCUGCUGCACAACGAGUCACAAAUAACAGGAUGUCUGUAAUGCAAGAGUUUGACACAAGGUCAAGGCAAAUUACGCAGACACUACAUUAUUCAUAUCUUACUGAGACCCAAGGGCAUUCAGUUCCGUCUUUUAAUGUAACCUCAAAUCAGGUACAGAAGCCAAGCCGACAAUUUCAAGUCCCGAGCCAGAUGGCGCAAGUCCCGGGUCAUAUGGCACAUGUUCCUAGUCAGAUGGCUCAAGUCCCGAGUCAUAUGCCACAUGUUCCUAGUCAGAUGGCCCAAGUCCCGAGUCAGGUAGUACAAUUUCCUAAUCAGAGGGUUCAAGUUCCGAGUCAACGUGUUCAAAUGGGAGCAAAUGCUUCACCACAUAACAGUUUUAGAUAUCACCCAGCACAACAUGGUAACAACAUAGUUCGAACUUCACAACAGAAUUACCACACAUCGGGUUUACCAUUGGUACAGACAUAUCAAGAUGAGAAUGUUAUUAGGAUUAUACAACAAAAUGAUGUAUUGCGGCAAGAAAAUGAAAAGCUAAAGUUUGAGUUGAGAAAUAUGAUGACGACAGCAGCAUUUCAGGAACCACUUAAGAAAGAAAAUGAACAAUUAAAAAUAGAGUUACAAAAUCUGAAAGCGAAAAUUGCUGCACAGGAAGCACAACCAAGACAAAGUGAACGUGAAAAUUUUUUGAUGGUUGAACUGCGAAAAUUGAAAACGCAGCUUAUGCUUAAGGAAUCACAAUUAAAAAUGACCGAAGGGGAGCUUGUCUAUCAUAGGAGGGUUACGAAUCUUAUAACAGAGCAAAUUCGUCGGUCGGAUUCUAAGAUGAGAGAAAUAUGGGUGAAUAUGCUACUUGACAAAGGCCGUAAAAAACAUAAUGAAAAAAUGUUGAUCGAAAGAGCCUCCUUAAAAAGAACUAGAGAAGAAACUGAUAUGCAAGAUUCGAUAACAGGAGCGAUUCAGAAAAGAAGCAAAGAAAGCGAAGGGAACAGUGAAGGAGCUUCAGAAAACUCAAAAGAUACCAAAGGAAUAGAUGAAGAUAAUACUAAUCAAGAUGUAGAAAAUAUGGAUGUAGAACCGAUAGAGAAGCCCGAUUCAGCAGAGUAUGAUAUCAAUGUUAUCACGGAAGCUUACGUUUGUCAAUGGGAUGGAUGCAAAAAAGCAUUUAGAACAAAACUAGCACUCAAGGCACACAUUCCAUCCGAACAUAUAGCAGCCGAGUGUUUACGCGUUCACGUGGAUAGACCAUCAAUUUUGUAA
Messenger RNA from Cetraspora pellucida, 1800 nucleotides. Lineage: Eukaryota; Fungi; Glomeromycota; Glomeromycetes; Diversisporales; Gigasporaceae. The record is from the annotation of a GenBank genome assembly.